AUGGAAAAUGACACGACGGAAAUUCGCCUCGAAAAACCAGCUGCGAUAAAGGUGAAUAAUCGUGAACAGAGAGCCAACAAUGAGCCAAACAAUGAACUGCAUCCUGGAGGAUGGAGUCCCUUUUUGGUUCUGGCCGGUAUUACUUGCUGCUUGGGCUCAGCUUUACCAGCCGGUUACAAUAUCGGCGUCAUAAAUAACCCUGCUGAUAUGAUUGGAUUAGUAGUUGUAUUAAGUAUACAACCAGUUAUAGAGAAUUACCCGAAAGCCGCUCAAAAAGAGACUUUAAAUAUAGUUUGGGCAACUGUUGUUUCAAUUUUUCUGGUCGGAGGAGUAACAGGUUCCCUAUCUGCAGGUUGGUUAGCUGAUAAACUGGGGAGAAGAGGUGCUCUCGCAAUUGGCAACACUUGCGGAAUAAUCGGAGCAAUAUUUUUCAUAUCUGCUAAGGCUGCGAAUUCAGUAGAAAUCCUGAUGGUGGGCAGAUUAUUUGUAGGACUUUCCGGAGGUCUGGCGACAAGCCUUGUGCCGAUGUACAUGACAGAAACAGCACCUUUAAAAUUGAGAGGAGCAGUGGGCGUAUUUUGCCAAUUGGGCAUUACCUGUGGCGUGUUGUUGGGUCAAAUUGUAAGUCUCGAUUCUACUUUGGGAACUGAAAACUCCUGGCCCGUCAUGCUAGCUGCAUUCUCACCUCUUUGUUUAGCUUCUUUGGGACUAUUAUUUGUAUUACCAGAGAGUCCGAAAUAUUUGUAUGUCAUCAAAAAUCAAGGAGGAAAAGCUAUUAAGGAACUCAGCCGUCUACGGAACAUGGACGUAUCUCUACUGAGUACCGAAAUAGCGAGUUUAGACCAAGAAGCAGUUGCGGCCGAAACAACGGAAACUUGGACAAUUGGUCGCGUGAUGAAAGAUCCGUCUCUUAGACUACCACUAAUACUUGUUUGUGCUAUGCAAGCUGGGCAACAAUUUAGUGGUGUCAACGCAGUAUUCUUCUAUUCAAAUAAAAUAUUUAAAGAAGCCAAGCUAGGAGAAACUGGUGCUCAAUAUGCAACUCUUGGAACCGGUGUAAUUAACGUAGUCAUGGCGUUGAUAGCAGUGCCAAUAAUGUCUCUCUUUGGAAGAAGAACAUUAUUCCUCCUCAGUUGUUACUUGGCUGUAGGAUGUUUGACUUUCCUCUGUUUUGCAAUUAUAUUUAUAGAAACUGCUGCUGCUAUGCCAUGGUUUUGCAUGAUAGCUGUCCUGGCAUAUGUGUUAUUCUAUGGUCUGGGUAUGGGACCAAUACCAUAUUUCAUCGGGUCUGAACUAUUCGACGUUGGACCUCGACCUGCAGCUAUGGCUCUCGGAAGUGUUUGUAACUGGGGUGGUAAUUUCAUUGUCGGAAUGGCAUUUGAAUCUGUGAUGGCCGUAAUUGGACCGUACAGUUUUCUCAUAUUUGCUGGCUGCACUUUAUUACUUGCACUCUUCAACAGGGUUUACCUACCAGAGACACGUGGUCGAGAUACUAUGGAAAUAUCAGCGACUAUGACCAAAGGAUUUAAAUCAAGACCUAAUUAUACACCGGUUGCUCAAUGGCAGCCCUAAUUUCUAUGAAUCUUCGAAUAAAGGAACUAUUCUAUGUCAAUAUGACUCUACCUCAUAACAAAGAGGUAGCACUCAACAAAAGUAUGAGUAACGUACUUAACCAGCCUAGUACAAAGUAGAAGGUUUAUUACGAAUGAGCUGGCAAAACCUUCAACUAUCAGAUUGUGUAAUGAUAAAAAUGUAACAUUGGGAUUUUUUUGCAAUGUGAUAAUAGAAAAAGAACUAUGAGAUAAUCAUUUUUAAUUUCAACCAGUCCGAUGCCAAACUAAACGAUGUUAGCUGUGUUGCAGAUCCUACAAAAAGUCUGGGGGCACCAGCGUUCCAUCCACGAUAAAGAGAUUUGAAUCCUCCUUCUCUCCAUAAAUUUCGAAAAGCAGCCCAGGUGCUAACGUGACCGUGCUGAUGGCCGACUGCUAUGGAAGAAGCAGCUUGAGCUUGCAAUUGUGUUUUGACCUAAAAAGAUCAGAGAAUGUAAACUCAAAAUUGCUUAUAUUAUUUCUAAUUUGACAGGAUAAACUUUUGCAUUAAUUGACUGACGGAAAUCUUUUUGCAAAGACAAAUUUGAAAAUAGAAUAUUGCCCAGUUACCAUGUACAAAGGACUACCAAUAAUAGAUGCCACAGCACCUGCAGUGCCAGAUAUUACUGCGGUCUUUACAAUACUGGUUUUUCCAUACUUGUUCAAAGUCCAUUUGUGCUUUUUUGCAAUAUUGUAGGUUCCUAGCCGGACUCCGUUUAGAACCAAUUGGAAUCCAAUAGCUGGUAUAAAACCG
Molecule: messenger RNA, 2343 nt
Organism: Diprion similis
Lineage: Eukaryota; Metazoa; Arthropoda; Insecta; Hymenoptera; Diprionidae
Product: solute carrier family 2, facilitated glucose transporter member 4-like
Exons: 10
Coding region: 1-1572 (523 amino acids)
Biological process (GO): monosaccharide transmembrane transport
Cellular component (GO): membrane
Molecular function (GO): hexose transmembrane transporter activity
Source: RefSeq, a predicted model, not a curated record